GGUUAGACAUGAAGAAACCCAGCUUUGGCAUGAAAACGAACAUAAACUUUUGAGAUCUACUUACCAGGAGCGGAUGCAGGUUUCGGCCACAAAGCGAAACCAACUUUUUCAAGAGGAGAAACGGUUACAGAGAGAAAUUGAAGACCUCCGAGCAAGACUGACCAUGUUAGAAGCAAAAGAUCAACAGCUAAGAAGAGAAAUUGAAGAACAAGAUAGGCUUAUUCAGUCACAGGACUGUGAACUGACUGCUUUACUUGGCUGUGUUUCUUUGAGAGCGCUACAGGAAAUAAGCAAGGCUGUGGAUGACACUUUAGCAUCCUCCUAUCAAAUUCCAUUCAGUCUGGAUCUUCCAGGGACAAUAAAGAG
Molecule: messenger RNA, 366 nt
Organism: Cariama cristata (Red-legged seriema)
Lineage: Eukaryota; Metazoa; Chordata; Aves; Cariamiformes; Cariamidae
Gene: DISC1
Product: disrupted in schizophrenia 1
Exons: 2
Biological process (GO): neuron migration; cilium assembly
Cellular component (GO): microtubule; intermediate filament cytoskeleton; mitochondrion
Source: RefSeq, a predicted model, not a curated record